Molecule: messenger RNA, 1337 nt
Organism: Anneissia japonica
Lineage: Eukaryota; Metazoa; Echinodermata; Crinoidea; Comatulida; Comatulidae
Exons: 8
Coding region: 41-1132 (363 amino acids)
Molecular function (GO): protein binding
Source: RefSeq, a predicted model, not a curated record
UUGUGGAUAUUGGGCUUAAAAAAAUUCAUUUUGACUUGGCAUGAUGCCUACUGCUUGGGAAAGAAAAGAAAACACAGUAACCUCCACAUUAUCUAAAAAAUGCACGUGUGUGUGCCUAUGGAGGAAGAAUGUAGCUACCAAUUUAAAUAAAAUUGCAGUUGCUACAGUUUUUCGACACAAGCACCCAAGUUUGAUAAUUGGUUGUGACGAUGGUGUACUCAGAAUCUACACUCUUCCAACUGAUGGCGACAAAGAUCAAGACACUCUACAGAUGAAGCUAAGUCUUGAAACUAAAGGCGGCCCCAUUCAGACCCUGAUGGCUUAUGAUGUCUCAAAACUUGGUUCCACUGACUUGAUCACAGCAGACUCACGAGGGAUGGUCACAAUAUUUUGUAACGGGCAGAUCUCUGCCAGAAAAAGUCUUUCAAAGGAUUCUGUUAAUUGUUUGCAAAUUGAUGAUGAUGCCACUGGAAAUUUUACCAUCAUAGCAAGUGAUGGUGCUGGUGUCAUCCAUGGAUUUAUGCCAUACAGUCAUCUAUGGAUGAUAAGGCUUGCAGAUAUGCCCAUUCAAAAGAAUAUCCCGCAGUUACCUCGAAUAAAGUGUCUCCUAGCAACAAGUCUUAUUGGGGCAUCAGGUCAAGAGUCAAAUUAUGUAAUUGCAUCAGAUGAUUGUAAGAAUCUUCACUUUCUGCAGCAAGGCACUGUGGUUGUAACACUUACCUGCCAGUCAAUCAUUACAGCUAUGUGCAAAGGAUAUUUUGUUCCAAGUGAUGAAUUGGAAUUGACUGCCACUUGUCCUGAAACGCCCUCACAGGUUGCUCUGGGUGCUGAGGAUGGUUCAGUGUAUAUAAUGUGUAAUUUCCAGAUAUAUUUUGAUGAGUACACAAAUGUGAAGUUACCAAUAAAACAACUUGCAGCAUUGCCAGGGAAUAACAGCAGUGAAGUACAAAAUUUAGUUUGCACAGGAAACUUUAAUCACCUAGUGAUCUACCAUGCUAAGAAGUUGGUUGCAAAGUAUGAAACAUCUGAUUGGGUUUGUUCAUUGACUGUAGCUGCCCAGAACCAAGAUGGCAGCCAUCAGGUCAUUGUAGGAUGUUGCAACAAUGUAGUAGAAGCCAUUAAGAUAAGCUGAGAUCAAAGAUGGCAGCUACUGUAUCUGGUAAUUGUACGAUGAAUAUUGCCACAUUCCAUGAAAUUUAAAACAAUAAAAUAUUGUAAGCCGAGAACCAAGAUGGUAGCCUUCUGGUUGCAGCAAUGUAGUGGAAGCCAUUAAAAUAUGUUAAGAUCAAAUAUGGCAGCUAUGAGGUGAUUGUAGGAUGGCUGGAGGUUGCAACUAU